AUUUUGAUCGUCUCGCAAAUCAGAGAGCGUAUGCGUCGCAAUCACGUGCAAGCGAAUCUAGCGCCGAACGCUUGCACCGCCUUGCUCAAAAUAGUGACAGAAUGUCACAAUCACGUGGAAGGGAAUCAAGCGCCGAACAUGCGCUUCGUCUUUCAGCACAAAAUACCCGAUCAUCACAACUACACGAACGACAAUCGAGUGCUGAACGUUCGCAACGCCUUGCAGAAAAUAGGGUUAGGAACUCGCAAACGCGUGCCAGGGAAUCUAGCGCCGAACGCUCGCAGCGACUAAUUGCACAAAAUACCCGAUCAUCACAACUACACGAACGACAAUCGAGUGCUGAACGUUCGCAACGCCUUGCAGAAAAUAGGGUUAGGAACUCGCAAACGCGUGCCAGGGAAUCUAGCGCCGAACGCUCGCAGCGACUAAUUGCACAAAAUACCCGAUCAUCACAACUACACGAACGACAAUCGAGUGCUGAACGUUCGCAACGCCUUGCAGAAAAUAGGGUUAGGAACUCGCAAACGCGUGCCAGGGAAUCUAGCGCCGAACGCUCGCAGCGACUAAUUGCACAAAAUACCCGAUCAUCACAACUACACGAACGACAAUCGAGUGCUGAACGUUCGCAACGCCUUGCAGAAAAUAGGGUUAGGAACUCGCAAACGCGUGCCAGGGAAUCUAGCGCCGAACGCUCGCAGCGACUAAUUGCACAAAAUACCCGAUCAUCACAACUACACGAACGACAAUCGAGUGCUGAACGCUCGCAGCGUCUUGCAGAAAAUAGAGUUAGGAACUCGCAAACACGUGCCAGGGAAUCUAGCGCCGAACGCUCGCAGCGACUUAUUGCACAGAGAGAAAGACAACAUUCUUUAACAAUUAGGACGCGUAAUAGAGUUUUAGCUCAUAGCAAUAGAUCGGCAUUCAGUUACGAUCCACAAAUUGAUUAUGCUCAUCAAAACAGCAUCCAAAUCGGAGCAAUGAAUAAGGUUUGCCCGCGAUGUUGUGCAAAAAAAUGGAAUGAUGAAGCGAACGGUAUGUGUUGCGCGUCUGGAAAAGUUAUUCUUCCUAAUAUAACAGAGCCACCAGAACCAAUAAAAAGCCUAUUGACUAAUAAUCACACACUUUCUGCGCAUUUUUUUAACAAUGCGCGUAGAUACAAUAGUCUUUUUCAGAUGACUUCGUUUGGGGCAAAAGAAAUUAGAGAGGGAAAUUUUAUGCCCACCUUUAAGGUAGAAGGACAAGUCUACCAUCUUAUAGGUAGCCUCUUACCACCAGCAGGACAAAACCCUCAAUUUCUGCAAAUAUAUUUUAUUUCAGAAGCUGACCAACUAUCUUUGCGAGCAAACAUGGCCCCUACGCUAAAAAUUGAUUUGAUUAACGAAUUGCAGACCGUAUUAAAUAGCCACAAUAUAUACGUACGAAGUUUCAAGCAUAGUAUCGAACUUAACAACCCGGAAAGUUUAAAACUAAUCAUUCACUCUGAUCGCACACCUCAGACAGAACACCAAGGCAGAUAUAACGCUCCUUCCAUAAAUGAAGUGGCCGUUCUGUUGGUCGACGAAGACAAAGGACCCAGGGAUAUUGUGCUGCAUGGUAGAGACGGACAACUAAAACGAGUGUCGGAAUUGCACCGCGCUUACGAUCCGUUACAAUAUCCACUUAUAUAUCCAAAGUACGACAAUCUGGAAGAAAAGCACUGGCGGUCGCGUCUUCUGGCAUUGCUGCAACUCUAUUAA
Messenger RNA from Spodoptera litura, 1736 nucleotides. The record is from RefSeq and is a predicted model, not a curated record. NCBI's taxonomy places the organism in Eukaryota, Metazoa, Arthropoda, Insecta, Lepidoptera, Noctuidae.